Spirodela intermedia is the source of this 425-nucleotide messenger RNA. Lineage: Eukaryota; Viridiplantae; Streptophyta; Magnoliopsida; Alismatales; Araceae. The record is from the annotation of a GenBank genome assembly.
AUGAGCGCGUUCAAUGCCUUCAAGGCCUGCGUGCCUAUAGAGUGGAGCCCGCGCCUGUACAUAACCCUGGUGCGCGGCCUCCCCGGGACGAGGCGUCUCCACCGGCGCACCCUGGAGGCCAUGCGCCUGCGCCGCUGCAACCGUACCGUCGUUCACCGGACCACCCCUUCCCUCCUUGGCAUGCUCAAUCAGGUCGGCGUUCCUUCUUUUUUACGGGUUUCUAGGCUUCCUCUGCCCCUCUCUGGCAGUUCCCUCAGAGAAUCCUUCCAUAUGUGUUGUAGGUUAAGAGGCUCGUGGCGGUGGAGACGGAGGCCAUGUACAAAGCCCGGAGAGAGAACAUCGAGGCGCAGAGGUCCCUCCGCCCGCCGAUCAUCGUCAGCCACCACCCUCAAACCCCAUCUGCCGCCGAGGACGCAGCGGCUUAG